Dicentrarchus labrax (European seabass) is the source of this 2648-nucleotide messenger RNA. RefSeq names its product dehydrogenase/reductase (SDR family) member 13b.2 (gene dhrs13b.2). The coding region runs from base 101 to 1405 and encodes 434 amino acids. Lineage: Eukaryota; Metazoa; Chordata; Actinopteri; Moronidae. The transcript is spliced from 8 exons. The record is from RefSeq and is a predicted model, not a curated record.
AGUUUUUUUUCUCUUAAAAUGAAAGUGAAAGUAAACCUGCAACUGAACAACUCGGUGUGGGUCUCCAGCUGCGAGGAGAUAUUUGUACCGAUAAAUCACCAUGGGUCUGAUCCUAAAGAUACUCAUUUACUCGUACCUGUGUGCAGGUGUGCAGUGUGUCCAUCAGAUGCCAUGGCUGCCCUGUAAGUUCACUGAUGAACAUGUGUUUUCCAAUAAAGAGGGUCACAUUGAGACUGAGCUCAUCCACAGAGAGGCCAUGCUGCAGUUUGGUCAAAAAGGAGACGCUCCUGUUAACCCACAAGCCAUUACUUUCCUAGUCACCGGAUCUAAGGUGGACCUGCGGCGGUACGUAGAGGGAGUGGAAGCAGAGCAUCUGGAGUGUGAGCUGCGCAGGUACAGUACAGAAGGCAUUCAUGUCCGCUGGCCGGUCCAGGGGCCCAGUGAGUACAACCGCUGGUUCAGCUGCACCCUCAAACACAGCAAGGGCCUGUCCACUGUCAUCGGGUUCCUCAGACACCCAUCUGACCAACCCCCUUCAGGGAAGCAGGACUACCGGAGCUGGCCUGCUAUCGCGGACAGAGAGAUACUCACCACAUCAGUUGUCAUGGUCAUGAAAACACAAUCUCCAUCGGUGAAAGCAGCCCUGGGGUCCCAACAAAAGCUCCACUGCCAGUUUGCUAUUGACCACAAAGGGCCCAACAUGACUGUGGAGUGGUACUGGCAGCAUCGUGGAGAGAGAAACAGACUCUUCAGCCAUACCAGCCGGUCAGGGCAGACCCACGGGACCGGCGUUGGGCUGAAGAGCCUCGCUGGCGGAGACGCUUCCUAUACCGUCCCCUUCACCAAGAUGAGCAGUGAAGGGACGUACAUUUGUUCGGUGUCAGUGAUGCCUUUGUUCUCCAGUCUGGACAUAACUCUGCAUAUCGAAGAGGCUCCCCGUGUCUCCCUCAACAUUGGACCCACUCUCUCGCUGCAGGAGGGCGGAGAGCAGAAGGUUGUCUGUGAUGUGGAGAGUUACUACCCUCUGGAUGUGGACAUAGUUUGGUAUGAGCAGGACCCAGCGUUAGCAGGCCAGAGGGUGGGCGCUCCACUCCCCAAGGUGCUCGAUAACAUCCUGUUGUCCAGCCACAGACACAACCAGGACAAGACCUACUCGCUGUCGGCUUUCUUCUACCUCCAGGCUUCGCUCAGGGACUCAGGCAAACAGUUUACAUGCAGCGUCUCCCAUAAGUCACUAAGAGUGCCCAUCAAGAAGAGCUUCAUCCUCACUGUUGAAGAGCCGAGCAGCUGGAUGUUCACCCUCACUGUUGGCAUCAUUGUGCUCGUGCUGCUGGUCAUCCUGUAUGUGAUGCUGUCCUUCCUGCACCAAGCAAGAAAACAGUCAGUGCAGAAGAAACCAUACUGAGCAGCCUUGGAAGCAGAGCAGAUCAGCUGAAAGCACCAGUGAAGAGUCUCACUCCAUCUCCCUUGCUCAUUUUUUAUUUUAGAAUGUCUCAGAUGUUUGAUUUCGGUUCGGGGUUUAUUUACAAUGAAUUUGGGUUUCUGUGAAACUGAAUGUGGCUUCCAUUUUGCUUUGAUUUUGCUCAGGCUAAAAACUUGAUGUUGAAGUAAAUGAUUGGUCUCCUAGGCCAGUGGUUCUCGACCCAGGGACCGGGGACACCAAUGGGUCCUUGAAGGUGUUUCAGGAGGACCCCAGAAAAACAGGGAAUAUUUUAAUUUCACUAUUAUUUCACUGACUAGAGGUUAGCGCAGGGUAAAGCAACCUGUGGCUCUAUAGGCCCCUCUGCAGUGGCUCCGUGUGGGCCUAAAGUGAUUUUUACCAAGUUGUAAUUUAUCCAUUAUACACAGAAUUUUAGAAAAUGUUUUAACGUUUCAUGAAUAAUUUAUGCAUCAAACGUUACGUGACCUGACCUAUUUUUAUAAACCUCAAUAGCGGUGGCUACUCUUCUCUCUUGCUAGGUUAGCUAUGAAUUCCAAAUCCAAAAAAGAAAAGAAAGAAUUUAAUAGUGCAUGGACAGUUUAGUUUGCUGCUGGCUUACUGAUCUGCGGCAAGAAAUUAGAAUUAUAAGGCUCUAAUAUGUUUUUUAAAAUGUUUUAUUAUAAAAUGUCUGCAGCCCAAUGAGUGUAUAAGAAUGACUGUUUAUAGGUUUCACACUCUUCAACUGGCCAAUGUACAGUAGAGACAGUUAUAGAAGAACUAAGUCUUAUCAGACGGAGGUGUGUGAGACUAUAUCUUAUCAACAUUUUAAUGAGGAAGCGAAUAUAUUCAACACAUUUGUUUGACCUCAAGGACACAAACAGUGUGUUUUAGUGAGAAACACUGAAUGUAACAAGAAUUGUUGUUUAUUUAUAAGAAAACUCCACAGGUUGUCUUUAAUGAAAUGUAGCUGCAGCGAGCCUUUAAUGUGAGACAAACAGCUGGUUUAUUGUUCAACAAUGUAAUAAUAAGGUUAAUAACCAUAACCACUGAAGUAUAAUACACCCACCAGCUAUUGAAUGAAUGGGUUAAAAUUCAUAUUUAAAUAAUUAACUUUGGUACCUUUUAUUGUUAUUAUUAUCUUGCAAUGAUUUGAAAACAUAUUAUAUUGUCGGUUGCUACAUCAUUUUUGCCAACAUGAUUGAACAUUAAAGGUUCUUGGAGUAAGAAA